AUGAACAAGACAGACGACGAAGACAACAACAGCCCCAGCUAUAGGACGGGGCCGGUCACCCCGGGGAGCAUGCCAACCCGCCGCGUCACCGGGCGAGGACUCACCAAGCCGGCCAGUACUCAUCGACCGUGUGAGCCUUUCUACUUCAAGGCACCCCAGGUCGAAACCUGCCACGAAACAUCCCUCAACCCAAGCUCCUUCGAAAAGUCGGCGGGGUUAUCGUCCGAAACUCGCCCGUCCAACAUGUCGACCGCCCACACCCAGCAAAGCGCGCCCGACAAGUCGACGAAGAAGGCGACCAAGGACCUCUUUGGCGAGAGGAGAGGCCACGUCUUCGAGGCCGAAAAGAUGGGUCUGGAGAAGGCCGACUUCAGGGCUGUCGCCGAGCAGCGAUUCCCCAACGACGCGAUCCGCGUCCAGGAGUACUGUAGCGUCUCGCGACGACCGAGCGACGAGGAUAAGGAAGCCAUUGCGCGCCGCCGCCUGCAGAAUGUUGACAUGGCAGCCGACGGACAGGAGGAAGCCGGCACGGGCAUCGAGGUUGCUGAAGCGGCGCAGUACGAGAAGAAGGAGAAGGAGUACUUGUGCGAUCUAUAA
Colletotrichum spaethianum is the source of this 597-nucleotide messenger RNA. RefSeq lists its product as uncharacterized. The record is from RefSeq and is a predicted model, not a curated record. The transcript is spliced from 2 exons. NCBI's taxonomy places the organism in Eukaryota, Fungi, Ascomycota, Sordariomycetes, Glomerellales, Glomerellaceae. The coding region runs from base 1 to 597 and encodes 198 amino acids.